AUGCUGAGAUCUCGCAAUGGUGUAGACUGUGCUAGGCUCGCGAAACUGGCCUUUAGGAGCCAAGUUCCGCGCGGAAUGGCCACUUUUCAAGGUGAACCUCUGAAAAGAUCUCAUCCUUUAAGAAGCUUUGUAAUUCGCGCUACAUUGGCAAUUACAGGUUUUUACGCUGGUGGUGUGGCUCUGUCGGUUUACAAUGACCAAUUCGGCGAGUUGUUUUGCGAUAAUGUGCCGUUGGCCGAAAGUUUAGUCGAGCUCUAUGAGUCUUAUAGAGACGAGUCCUUCCAGGCGUCUCGCAUGUCAUUGGACGAUUUGAAAAACAAAUUUGGCGAGUUGGGAACGAAGACUGAUCUCAUUCCAGCCCGUGGUGCCGAUUCUGUGGUGACGACGCAAGAAGUUGCAGCGUUGCCCACGUCGCAAGAAAAGAGCGUUGCGGAAGAAGUCUUGGUAAAACUGAGACUACCGCUCGUUGAAAUCGACAACAAAUCGAACCCCCGCUUCCAACAGUUGUUGCAGAGUGUUAAUGACGAUAUCCAAAAGAUCAAUGAGCAAUCCCUGGUUUUGCCCGAGGAUACUUACAACGCAGUGGGCGACGCGUAUUCCAAGUUGAACAGCGCUCUUCAAACCCUGGAACGCAGCUUCCAGAGAGAUCUUUCCGAAUCUCUGGCGACCCAAUACGGCGAGGCUUCCGAGGAACUCCGUAACCAGUACGAGCUGAGGUUGAAGACUCGCGAGGUCGAACUAACGGAACAAUUCUUGCAGGAAUUCAACGCUUUCAAAGCACAACUUGAAAUGCGGUCCUCGGAAGAGCUUUCCACAGCAUUGAGGGCAAACGAACAGGCUCUUCUAGCCAAACAGUCCAAUGAAGUGGCUCUUCUAUCCAUCAAACAAGUCGAAGAGUUCAACAAGAUUUUGGCCGAAAAGCUGGACAAGGAAAGACAAGGCCGUCUCUCCAAGCUGGAGGAGCUAGAUACCUCGGUCCGCGGCCUUACCGAGGCCAUCGACCAAGUUGACUCUCUUGUCAUGAGAAGCGAAGUCGUGAGCCAAUUGGCCUUGCUAACAUCCUUGUUGAAGAACAAGCUGCAGACGGGUUCCGACCACAGCGUGAAGCUGGACUCCGAGUUGGCGAGACUGAAGACCUUGUGGGACAUUCUACCCGGUAAACCUUCUAAAUGCUGCAAGUCCAAACAAGUCCAGCUACUAGACGUGGUGAUUCCCCAGCUAGACACACUCACGUCCAAACAACAAAUCUUGUCCAAUGAGCAACUUCACAACAGAUGGGAGUUGUUGCAGAAAGAUCUCCAGACUUCCUCUUUGCUUCCCCCCAACGCAGGUAUUUUGGGGCACGCUACUGCCAAGUUUUUCAGUCUGUUCCUGUUCCAAAAGAACGGUGUCUCCACCGACAACGAUAUAGACAGCGUGUUGGCUCGUGUCAGCUUAAACCUCACACUUUCGAAACUCGACCAAGCAGUGGAAGAGGUGGUCGCAUUGAAGGGCUGGCCUCGUGUCCUCUGCGAAGAGUGGGUCCAAGACGCCAGAAGAAAGCUUGAAAUAGAAACUCUCGUCGACGUUCUUGACUGCGAGGUCAGAAGUCUGUAA
Messenger RNA from Lachancea meyersii CBS 8951, 1596 nucleotides. The record is from the annotation of a GenBank genome assembly. Lineage: Eukaryota; Fungi; Ascomycota; Saccharomycetes; Saccharomycetales; Saccharomycetaceae.